Molecule: messenger RNA, 5998 nt
Organism: Anopheles maculipalpis
Lineage: Eukaryota; Metazoa; Arthropoda; Insecta; Diptera; Culicidae
Gene: RhoGAP100F
Product: rho GTPase-activating protein 100F
Exons: 12
Coding region: 221-5998 (1925 amino acids)
Biological process (GO): signal transduction
Molecular function (GO): protein binding
Source: RefSeq, a predicted model, not a curated record
ACGUUCGGCUGGGGUGCAAGUAGGGGGCGGUAGCGGCUGUAGCGGAGGUGUCGGUGGACGGGGCUUCGUUGCGGCGGUGGGCGGUGUUGUUGGGCAGGGAUUCCUUGCACUACGGCGCACGCGGGUCCGGGCCGGUUGCGCCUCAUAGCACGGCCGGAACAGCGCUGCCAACAGCCACAGCCCGAAGCUUGUCGUCGUUUCACGCGCUCGACGUAGACUAAUGCAGUGGCGGAAGUUCGCACGGCUGAAAACGACUGCUACCGGACAUUCGCGCACGCGAAGAAUGCUUUGUUGUGGCCGAAGAAAGGAAAAUGGAAGAUCUGUGCCUGACCUCACUGCAAGCCCCGGGCGGGCACCGCCGGGUCCGAUGCCUUCGCACCAGGCGCAGGCUCUCCAGCAGCAGCAGCAGCAGCAGCAGCAGCAACACCAGCAGCAACAGCAGCAGGGCAUGCAAGGACACCAUCAGCAGCAGCAGCGACAGGGUUCGAAGGAACCGGUCCUGCUGCAGGGUGACUUCCGGAAGGUGUCCGGCAUCAGUUCGGAGAUCUUCCGGCAGAUUGAGGCGGUGGAGAAUGACCACGAUCCGAGUACCGCGGCCGCUUUGGAGGUGGUGGAGCGAAGGGGCGAAAUGAUAGUUCGCAUCCUGGAGCCUCGAUGUAUGGGCAGUCGGCAGGCCAUCGAUGCGGGGCAGAAGUUCCUCAACAAGAGUGAUGCCAGGCACACUGUUCAGCUGGUGGAGAUCGUCAAACGACCGGGCCAGACACUAGGCCUGUACAUCCGCGAAGGCAACGGAGCGGACCGGUCGGAUGGCGUGUUCAUAUCUAGGAUAGCUUUAGAGUCGGCCGUUUACAACAGCGGCUGCCUGCGGGUUGGCGAUGAGAUUCUGGCCGUAAAUCUGGUCGACGUAACGCGGAUGUCUCUAGAUGACGUGGUAAUUAUCAUGUCAAUACCACGCCGCCUCGUACUGGCUAUCCGCCAGAGGCGUGGCAAUCGAGGUGCAAACUCGCCCGGUCCACCGCAGAUGUCUCGUCCCGAGCAAAAACCUCCUCCAGUCGUUGUAAUCAAGCGCGACCUGCGGGAUGAAGAUCUGGACGACUCGGAUCGAGCACCACGUUCCUCACGAUCUUCCCGCGAGCGUCGCACCGGAGACGGACGCGAAAUGACGGAGUCACGCUCACGACUCGGACUGGGCCUAAACAAUUACAGUCCACAGAGCGAACAGCUGGAUCUAUACUAUGGCGCGGGCCGCGGUCCGGGCGGUGGACCAGGUUCGGUCGAGACACCGAGCUGGGGCUACAAACCACCGGCACCGCCGUCGUCCGUCAUCACGGAACAACCGAAGGGUAUGCACGGUGGCUUCCAGACAUCACACUCCUACUACCAGAACGCCGGUACGCUCGAAAGCCUCGCGGAAAAGGUGCAUGCAUUCUACCCGUCGGCCACUACUAGCCGCCGCAUGUCGGCGGGCCCGGCCGGAGUUGCGAUGAGCCAAUCGCAUCAGCGCUUCCCGCGCAGCGGAUCCGAUCAGCAUCUGCCACGGGUCGAGUACGCGGACUACGCGUCCCUCGGACGACAUCCUCUGUUGGCACGCUCCAGUCUCAAGUCGGAUUUGGUUGGAGCGGCUCCGAUAGCUGGAGGAACUCUCGGCCGGUACGGUCGCUACGACGCACCUCCUCAGCCACGGGGUCCCAAGUACGGUCCAUCGCCCCUAGGAGCGACUGCCUCACUGCAACGCCGAUCACGUCCCGCGCUAGACUAUUCCAGCGAUACGGAGGCGACGAUCGGACCACGGCCCAGCUACUACUACUACAAUCAUCCGGCGAUGGCGGCCAGCGGUACGAUGGGACGGGGCAGCACGCAGGCACUUGGUGGAGGGCCCGAGUUCGCUAAGUUUAAUUCGCUACCCCGUGAACGACCGGGCGCGACAAGGUUAGGACUGCGGGGGCGCAUCACCGAUCGGCUGCAGGACGAAGCGGAUGGUAAUGUGUCCGCACCGGAGUAUUCAUUGCCGAUCCGACGAGAUAUUCGGGAUCUGCGCAAUCGCAUCACGGCCAGCCCGUCGAUCUUUACAUCGGAUGAGUAUCGGGCGUGGUUGCGGCGAGCACCAAGCAGUUCCGCCAUCUGUGAGCAGAUGCGUGCUUCGAGAGAUCUUCUCAAUCAGCAGCGCGCCCACCGGUUCUCUUGCAGUGCGGAGAACAUCCAUGACGUGCUGAAGAACACCGAGCACAUUUACAGCAGUCGGACAGGGUUGGGGGUGGGAGGCGGUGGUGGUGGAGUCGUUGGAGGCACACUGGACCGUCAUUCGAUGGCGGCUGGAGGUCCUCGAAUGUCUUCCCUGCCGGUUCGCUCCCUAUCCUCGCAACACAUUGGAGGACCAUCGUCGAUUCGGUCGCCUAGUGUGCGGCGCAUGAGACAGCUGCUAGAGCUAACGCAAGGCGCCGGGGUGGGUGGAGUACCAGGAUCGGUUAUGGCGGCUUUGGCUGGACAUCAGAGUCCAGCACCAACGCCGAGCACGACACUGCCACGAGCACACCGUCAGAUCGACAUCAAUCCGGCGGAAUACACCAAGUACAAGCUGGACAAACCGGUCGUGGAUGCGGUCGGUAUGUCGGGCAUGCUGUGGAUACACCUGCUGGCCGGGCGUGGAUUGCGUGCGAUGUCGGAAACAUCCCAGAUACAGCAACCGCUCAUACGAGAUCUGUACUGUGUGCUGGAGUGUGAUCGCAUUCACAAGGCACGUACGGUGGUUCGUUCGGGCGAUCUGCAGUUUGACUGGGACGAAUCGUUCGAGCUGGAUCUCGUAUGCAACAAGCAGCUGGACGUGCUCGUUUACUCGUGGGACCCACAGCACCGACACAAGCUAUGCUAUCGUGGUGCGCUUUCGCUCACGACCCUGCUACGACAAUCACCGAUACAUCAGCUAGCGCUUAAGGUUGAACCGAGAGGCACCAUCUAUCUACGACUCCGGCACACGGAUCCAUUCCAGCUGUUCCGGCGCCGUGGUCUGCCAAGUCUCCGAGGCAACGUUCCGGCGCUGUUCGGUGCGGAUCUGGAGACGGUAGUAACGCGAGAAUCGAAGGGAGCACCCGGAAGUGCUCCGGUCCCCAUCAUACUGCGUCGUUGCGUGGAAGAGGUAGAACGACGAGGUUUGGACAUUAUUGGUCUGUAUCGUCUUUGUGGUUCUGCGACCAAGAAGCGAUUGCUACGAGAGGCGUUCGAGCGGAACAGUCGCGCCGUAGAACUGACGCCGGAACACGUGCCCGACAUCAACGUCAUCACGGGCGUGUUAAAGGACUAUCUCAGGGAACUGCCGGAGCCACUGUUCACCAAGUGUCUCUUCCAGAUGACGGUGGAUGCCCUAGGUAGUGUUUGUCUACCUGAUGAUCCCGAGGGUAAUGCCAAACUUAUGCUCAGUAUUCUGGACUGCUUGCCACGAGCGAACAGAGCCACUCUCGUGUUUCUGCUCGAUCAUCUGUCACUGGUCGUGUCCGCGGCCGAGCGAAACAAAAUGUCGGCCCAGGCACUGGCGACCGCUCUCGGGCCACCGUUGAUGCUACAUUCGGCGAGCGUCGGCGCUAACGAGGAGAUUGAUCACGCACAACCGAUUGCGGUGCUGAAGUACUUGCUGCAGAUAUGGCCCCAGCCAGGUUCGGGCACGGGCGCACCUACUUCAGGUCGGCGCGGCGAGCCAGUCGAGCCGCGUGGAAACAAAGCCAGUGCGUUGCCAGCGGGCAAAUCGGUGGCGUCGUCGUCGGCGUCGGCGGCACUGCAGCUGGGCACCAACAGCAACAGCAUCAGUCACCGCAGCAGCAGCAGCUCCAACAUCCAGCAUCAGCUGCACAGCAGCAGCAACACCAACUUGGCGGCCACCAGCUCCAUCAGCUCCAGCAUCAGCCGCAGCCCACACGCCCUGGCCAGCAGCAGCAGCAGCAGCAACAUCCAGUCGUCGGUACCACCGUCUAUACAGCCCCGUUCAGCAGCCAACAAUCCAUCAACCACAUCCUCAACGCUCGGUCCGCAUCUGCUCUCAGCCACUCCCAGCACUCUUCAGUAUCAAUCAGUAGUGGCUCAGUUAGCUCAAUCGCAUCGAGCCUUGCAACAAGCGGGCCAACAGCCCCAUCAAUCGGAGGUCUCAGCGGGCUUGGCGGAGCGCGUCCAAUCGCCACAUCACGCCACACCCUCCCCAAGCUCUAGUUCCACUUCGUCCGCGUCCGGUUCUGGGUCGGGUACUGAUACAAUUAAGCGUGGAGCAUCACCUGCCUCGGUUAAGUUUAAGGAGUCUACCAGCAGCUACUCACUCAAGUCGGACACACAGAGCCGCAUUUUGGCUAGCUCGAGACAGCACCAGCAGCCGGGUACGUCCCAGUACACGAACGGGUCAGGCGGUAGCAACGGAGGCACCGGGGCGACUGCUUCAACGUCGUACGCGACGGAUCUACUGCACGCUAGAACUAGCUCUCUGUUUGCAUCUUCGGCCGGGUCCGACUACCUGUCAUCGACAUCCUCGAUCGCAUCCUCCGUUGCAUCGUCAGCGGCAGGUGCUGGUGGACCUGCCACAUCAGCCGCAUCUGCUUCUUCUUCUGCCGCCGGUCUGUACGGUAAGGUAAGCUCUGCGCCCGGAGUCACCUCUGCACCGGUGACCAGCACGCUCAACAUCACCACGUUCAGCUUGGAUGAGAAGAACAAUUUGGUGGUGUCGCCGUCACCUUCGUCGGCUUCGGAGUCAUCGUACAGGUCAUCGAGCCCGGCUUCUAGCAUACAGCGUGACAAAUCGCCGAAUAAGUCCGGCUCACCGUCACCAUUGCGUCGUCAGGAUCCGCUCGAUCGGGCCGAUAGCUUGCCUGCUACCGGUACGUCUGCUCCUUCGACCACAACAUCGGCGACCGCUCCAGCAACUACGGCGAGCUCUUCCAGCUCGUUUAUGUCGUCGCUGAGAUCCCAAACGCUCGGUAGCUAUCAGUUCCCGUCGACGAAUCUGAAACUGACCAGCCAGCUGAGUAGUGGAUCUUCUGGACAGGAAACGUCUGACGAUGGUAGUACAUCGUCGCUGUUACGCAAGCUUACCUCUUCACUGUCGCGAACGAUUGUAAGCAAUACGGGCACGCUACCAUUAUCGUUGGGUCGGGAGAAACUUGCCGAACUGUCCUCAACGGGACCGUCGGGUGCGACCGGAGCCGGUAGCAGCUCAGCUGGAGCUUACUCGAGUAGCAGCGGUAUCGGUAGCAUUAGUAGCAGCAUUAGUAGCAGCAUCGGAGGCAGCAGCAGCAACACCAGCAACAGCGGUGGUGGACUUCGAGCGAUGAGUUCUUCGCUAGGGUACACGGGCAUUGGCAGUGGGGCGUCAGCAUUGGACGGUGGGUCGUCGGCUGGUGGAGGCUCCAGCUCGGUAACGACAGCGGCCGCUGUUACGAGCAUGAACCUCUACGGCACACUGCCCAAGAAUUCGUCCAUCUACUCGUCGUACGGCGUCGGUUCGUCCAGUACGUCCGUGAGUGCGUCGGGCAGUGGGCUUUCUGGGUUGCUGUCCGGUACGACUAGCUCGUACGGCAUCAGUGAGCGGCUUCGGGCGCUCACUUCGGGUGGCGUUGGUGGCGACAGCGGUACUGGUGGUGGGUCGACUGGUGGUUCGGCCAGCAUCGACAGUGGAGCCACCGGUUCGUCAGCGGGUGAUCUCGAAAGCAGUGGCUACGAUUACGAAUCGUCCGGCUUUUCGUCCGCCUCGUACAGUGGCAUGGCUUCGAGUGGUGCCUCGAUCGGAUCCGGUGGUGGUCUGUCUUCGUCGUACUUUAGCACCGGAAGUAACAGUAGCCCGUUUGCUACGGUGUCCGGAAGUGGGGGAAUCACUGGUACGAAGGGGGCGGAUACAAACCCGUACCGGGUCCAGUAUGCCUCUACCAAUCCUUUCCUGCCUAGUUUUAAUCCGACGAGUGAUGGUAGUAACGGUAGUCGUGGGGACACAAAGACAUCCAUCGACGAUGAACCAUUUGACAUGAAGUAA